AUGCACCAUGCGUCAGCAAUCUCGUGGCCAUUGCCUCUCCAAGGCAUGCACAGCAAGGGUCGCAAGCAUCGUGUCUUGGCUGCAUUUUUCGUGGCCGGACUGGAUCCAAACUUCCUUCAAAGUCUGCAACCACAACAACCAGCAAAGUGCAAGAAGAUCAUGAAUGAUGCGUACUUCUGUGCAUGGGCCUCGGCAUUUGUGGAAGCCGGCACACCUUCCGCCGAUGGCCCCUCGCAGGCCAAGCCGCCAGACUACUCCUCGCGGCCGAAAUCGGAGCUGCAGCGCCCGGCAGCCCGCGCCUUUGCAGAGCAGGUCGGGCUGGUCGGGGAGUUCUCGAAGCAGAGCAUCUUCUAUCUUAAGGAGGCGGCACAGCUGAUCGAUCGGGCGCAUCAUCGACUUGAUGGGCGGAUCGAACACGUCCUGCAGCUCCAGUACACCCUCGACAAGGCAGACAAGGAUUUGGGCCGAUUCUAUUGUGACGAGCGCCAGUCUCUGCGCAUGACCAUUGCCUGCAUUCCAGACCUGUUCAUGCAAAGGUGUGGUGACUGCAGCAUGGAAGCUUACCAGGAGGCCUCUCGCGCUCGGCUUCUGCUUCCGGAGCUGCAGGUCCUGGCCUCGAUCACGGAGCUGGAUUUGACGGGCCGCUCCUUGCGAGAUGCUGGGGCCAGGCUGGUGGCGGAUGCUCUUAAGGGUUGCACCUCGCUGAGAAGCUUAAGCCUCCGCUGGAACGGCAUCCGAGAGGAGGGAGCAGCCGCACUUGCAACUGCCGUUCAGUGCAGCAGCCUGAGAU
Symbiodinium sp. CCMP2592 is the source of this 790-nucleotide messenger RNA. The record is from the annotation of a GenBank genome assembly. Lineage: Eukaryota; Dinophyceae; Suessiales; Symbiodiniaceae.